Molecule: messenger RNA, 966 nt
Organism: Colletotrichum fioriniae
Lineage: Eukaryota; Fungi; Ascomycota; Sordariomycetes; Glomerellales; Glomerellaceae
Source: RefSeq, a predicted model, not a curated record
AUGGACAAGAACCAAAGAGCCUCAGUUGUCAAGGUCAUCAGCCCGGAGAAGCCUCGGAACUCGAGCAGCCCCCCGAUCCCCUCUGCCCUCCGAAGUGUCAACUUCCCUCCUCCGUCGCUCGAGAGCACCACAGACGAGUCGAGCAGCGAUGAGCUCAUCAUCGCAAACCGCGCACAUCCGGGCAGCCAGCUUCACCAGACACAGAGCAAAGUGGGAAUGAAUUUUGAUCCCGCGUUCAGCUACCCCCCUGCUCCCAUGUCUCCGAAUCAACUCUUCGACGCAUUCUCAUCCACGAACACGUUCGCAGCCAGUAAUCCGCCUCCUUCCUUGCCCCCUAAUGACCUACUCGCGAACCCGGGCCCUGCUUGGAACCUGGACCUGCUCCAGAGCCCUCAACUCGGGCACAUUCUCUCACCGCAAGCGGAGAUCGCAGUCAGAGUCGGUAACGCGCGCACCCUCGCUCACAACGGCUACCGCGGCCCCUUUGAUAUCGGCCGCCUCACCUGCCUCAUCGACCCAUACACCGGCGAGCCCAGCCCCAUCGCCGAGACGCGCCCCAAUGACCACGGCAAUAUGGUCACGUAUGAUCUGCACACCAAGGAGAACAUCCUCGACGCCGAGCCCUGCCAGACGGGCACCGCCCGGUGGAGCAGGAAAGGCGAGUUCACUGGCUUUGCAGAGUCGAGCGCCGCUUCGUGGAACCCGGCCAUGCCCCCGCCUCAGGUCGAUGAAAUCAAGGAUCCGCGCUUCAAGCCGAACGCAAAGGAUGCCUGGAUGGGUGCCAGGCUUGGUGAGGGCACUGUAUCUGUCAUGGUUCACGAUGAUGAUGUCCCGGAUGCGACGUCUAACUUGGGCCCGGCGCCGUCUUGGGUCAAGGACGCCAAUGGCAUUUUGGGUAUUCCGAACGAGGAUGACGAGGAUGAGGAGGGUCUCUUUGAAUAUUGCAACUUGGAUUUUGACGACUGA